Messenger RNA from Oldenlandia corymbosa var. corymbosa, 1221 nucleotides. Lineage: Eukaryota; Viridiplantae; Streptophyta; Magnoliopsida; Gentianales; Rubiaceae. The record is from the annotation of a GenBank genome assembly.
CACCAACUGACUCGCUAAGUUCAUAAAACGAUCCCGACCCGAGCUAUAAAGCUUCUUUCUUCCCCCACAUCUUCACACUGCUCAUAAACCGAAGUGCCUCUGGGCUUUCGAGUUUCGACCUCUGUAAGUCCCCAAUUAUUCUUCUCGGUUCUCAAUCUCAAUGAUCGUUCUCGUCAAAGUUUAAAUUCGUUUUUGAUAACCUUAGCAUCAUAAUAAUGGUAUUCAUUAGGUUAAUUUUGCCUGAUUAGGUAUAGGGCACAGCACACGGAAAAAGCUCGAUUAUUUUCUUUUGUUCGGUGUGAUGUGAAAUUGAAUUUAAGCUUAUGGAUUUCCAUGGUUCUUUUACCGUCUCUGAUGCUUAAGAGAAUUGGACCCUCUUCUUUGUAGUGGAAGCCUGUUUUUACUGACACAAUGCUGCACUUUUGUCUGCUUUUAAAUUGGACCCUUUUGGAAUUUAUGAGUCGAGUUUUUUGUUGUUUGUUGCUUUCUGGGUGUAAUUUUAGGUUGGAAGAUUCUAAUUGACGGUGCUAUUUCCACUUCGCUGGAAGAUGUCUGCAGAAGAGGAAGAGAAUGCUGCUGAGCUCAAAAUCGGAGAUGAAUUUUUGAAGGCCAAAUGUUUGAUGAAUUGUGAAGUUUCCCUCAUUCUUGAGCAUAAAUAUGAGCAGAUGCAACAAAUGGCUGAGGAUCCAAUGAAUCAAAUGUCUCAAGUUUUUGAGAAGUCAUUGCAAUAUGUCAAACGUUUCAGCCGCUACAAGAACCCUGAUUCUGUUAGACAAGUCCGAGAAAUCCUGAGCAGAUACCAGUUGGCUGAAUUUGAGCUUUGUGUUCUUGGUAAUCUGUGCCCAGAAACUGCCGAAGAAGCUAUUGCUAUGGUCCCAUCAAUCAAGAAUAGAGGACGUGAACUCGAUGAGGAAGCAAUUGACAAAAUGCUUAAUGACCUAUCUCUCGUCAAGAAAUUCGAGUAGAACUAUGAUGUGAAAAUGUGAAGACUAAUUACAGCCACUAGACUUCUUCCUCUAUAUUUUAUAUUGUUCACAUCUGUAUGAAAGGUGGAAAGAUAUUUUUUGGAUUUCAAUGUGUAAAAUCUAUUAUCCUAUACAUUUUCAUUUUAUCCUUUUCGCUUCAUAAAACAGGUUUUAGAACUUGCAGUUUUAUAUUCAAACCAUAAUUUAUUAUGCUUCAAAUGAAGACAAUGAGCACUUUUUGGUACUUUAUGUGUAA